Molecule: messenger RNA, 1646 nt
Organism: Oncorhynchus keta (chum salmon)
Lineage: Eukaryota; Metazoa; Chordata; Actinopteri; Salmoniformes; Salmonidae
Product: WD repeat-containing protein 82-like
Exons: 9
Coding region: 232-1095 (287 amino acids)
Cellular component (GO): Set1C/COMPASS complex
Molecular function (GO): chromatin binding; protein binding
Source: RefSeq, a predicted model, not a curated record
CGUGUUGCGAAGUUUUAGGGUUGCUAGGACAUUCCGGGAGAAUUCGCAGAAAGUCAACUGUGUGGACUACAGCUCGAACGGCGAGAGUGCAAUAUCUAGUAGCGACGACGACUCCAUUGUUUUAUAUGACUGUCAGGAGGGAAAGUGAGCACAAUUAAUCUUGUUUCAUCGGCUGCAGUUUGCAUACCGUAACCUAUACGUGCACAAAACUGGCUAGAAGACACAUUUUCUAUGUGUGGGGCCUGUUGUUUGGGAACUUCCCCGAGCUCAAGUCCCACAUGGAGGUCGAUUGUUCAAAUGGGCAAAACAAGACCAAUACGGACCCUGUACAGUAAGAAGUACGGAGUAGACCUUAUCCGGUAUACACAUGGGGAUGCCAACACAGUGGUCUACAGCUCCAACAAACUAGAUGAUACCAUCCGAUACCUGUCUCUCACUGACAACAAGUACAUCCGCUACUUCCCUGGGCACACUGAUAGGGUUGUUGCUCUCUCCAUGUCACCGGUGGAUGACACAUUUAUCUCUGGUUCCUUGGAUAUGACCAUACGACUCUGGGACCUGCGCUCUCCAAACUGUCAGGGUCUUACUAAUCCUUUGGGUAAGCCUGUUUGCUCAUAUGACCCCGAGGGCCUGAUAUUCGCUGCUGGGGUCGAUUCUGAGGCGAUUAAACUGUACGACCUCCGCUCCUUUGACAAGGGCCCAUUCGCCUCCUUUGAGACUCUGUUUAGCCGUGUCUGUGAGUGGACUGGACUGAAGUUCAGCAGGGACGGGAAGCAGAUUCUCAUCUCUACCAACGGGGGUGCUAUUCGGAUCCUAGAUGCCUUCAAUGGAUCCGUGCUGCACACUUUCUCAGGCUACAACAACAGUAAAGGCAUUUCAUUGGAGGCCUGCUUCACCCCAGACUCAGACUUUGUCAUGAUUGGUUCAGAGGAUGGGAGGGUCCAUGUGUGGAGUACAGAGAGUGGGAUGAAAAUAGCUGUUCUGGACGGGAAGCAUUCAGGACCAAUCAACACACUGCAGUUUAACCCUAAAUACAUGACGUUUGCCAGCGCCUGCUCCAAUAUGGCGUUCUGGCUUCCCUGUGUAGGAGACUGAUAAAGGUGUGGGACCACAGAGACAAACUGUCCUCAUCAUUACCCAGGAUGCCUUUCUCUUUUCAUGUUGCUGAGUAUACAGAGACCGAACACUACUCUAAUGGCUCCAUAUGAAAUUGUAGGCACAUUAAGGCAUUGGGGAAAGGGAUUCCACUGACGAUUAACCACGAGGAGAACUGUCACUCUGUAAACUGAUUUAUUUGCCAAAUGGGGAAGGUUACAUGAGGGAAUCACUAGAGCUGUGGGAGACAGUAGUUAUUGUCCACUGUGAAUGGUGCUUGUUGAAAAGUUUUUAUGAGUAGAGAAUACCUGUGGUGUACUACUGACAAACACUUGUUUUUAUAUAUUUUGUUUUUUUCAACUGUGAUUCUGAGCAAGGUGCUCCAAUGUAUUAAUUAGCAGACAAUUAUGACCUUUUAACUUUUUAAGACAGUGACAACUCCAAUAAAGUAUGCAUUUUAACUGCGGAGACACGUUUUAUUGGGAAUUCAAUAUUUGUUUUAUUUUGUACUGUUUAUUCAGAAAGUAUUAAAGUGUUUUACGUCUAAUGUA